This is a messenger RNA of Trichechus manatus latirostris (Florida manatee), 1556 nucleotides long. It is a transcript of the gene ARRDC1, whose product is annotated as arrestin domain containing 1. Gene Ontology annotation, biological process: protein transport. The record is from RefSeq and is a predicted model, not a curated record. The transcript has 8 exons. Gene Ontology annotation, molecular function: ubiquitin protein ligase binding; ubiquitin-like ligase-substrate adaptor activity. Bases 1 to 1389 code for a protein of 462 amino acids. Gene Ontology annotation, cellular component: cytoplasm. Lineage: Eukaryota; Metazoa; Chordata; Mammalia; Sirenia; Trichechidae.
AUGGCUGGGAGCCAAGACCAUCAGGUGUGGGGUCGCACCGGGGGCAUCUCAGUGGCUGUCCAGGCCCCUCCUGCGCUGGACUACAGGACAGACAUAACUGUCCCUCAGGUCCCUUGCCACCGCUGCUCCUUAGGAGCACCCCAGGAGGAAGGGGGGCUGCCUAGCUCUAGGGUGCUGCCCGCCUGCCUGGACUCCCAUGCCACGGUGGAGACAGCCAUCCGGGUGACCUGCACAGGGUCCUGCGGGGUCUCCAACAAGAUCAAUGAUGCCACGUGGGUGGUGGAGGAGGGCUACUUCAACAGCUCCCUGUCGCUGGCAGACAAGGGGAGCCUGCCCGCUGGCGAGCACAACUUCCCCUUCCAGUUCCUGCUUCCUGCCACAGCACCCACGUCCUUUGAGGGGCCUUUCGGGAAGAUCGUGCACCAGGUGCGGGCCACCAUUGACACGCCUCGCUUCUCUAAGGACCACAAGUGCGGCCGUGUGUUCUACAUCUUAAGCCCGCUGAACCUGAACAGCGUCCCUGACAUCGAGCAACCCAACGUGGCCUCGGUCACCAAGAAGUUCUCCUACAAGCUGGUGAAGACAGGGAGCAUAGUCCUCACGGCCAGCACCGACCUCCGAGGCUACGUGGUAGGUCAGGUGUUGCAGCUGCAGGCUGACAUCGAGAACCAGUCGGGGAAGGACACAGGCCCUGUGGUGGCCAGUCUGCUGCAGAAAGUGUCCUACAAGGCCAAGCGCUGGAUCUAUGACCUGCGGACCAUUGUGGAGGUGGAAGGUGCCGGGGCUAAGGCUUGGAGGCGCUCCGAGUGGAAGGAGCAGAUCCUGGUGCCGGCACUGCCCCAGUCGGCUCUGCCGGGCUGCAGCCUCAUCCACGUGGACUACUAUCUGCAGGUCUCCCUGAAGGCCCCCGAGGCCACUGUGACCCUCCCAGUCUUCAUCGGUAAUAUAGCUGUGAACCACACCCCGUUGAGGGCCCUGCCAGGCUUGGCGUCCCCGCCGUCUCAGGGGGUGCCCUCGGCGCCGCCCCAGGAGGAAGUGGAGGCCGAGGCUGUGGCCGGCGCCCCUCAUUUCAUGGACCCCGUCGUCGCCCUGGCUACCAAGAGCCACUGGCAGCCACCGCUGCCUGCCACCUUCAGUGCCGCGUCUGGCGCCCCCGAACCCUGUGCUCAGGACCGCAGCCCUGCGUCCCACACCCUGCCUCCUCCCUUGUGCAUCUCCACGGGUGCUACGGUCUCCUACUUCGCGGACGGUCCCGGGGGGCCGGUGCCUGCCACCAGCACCCUGAUCCCACCCCCGGCGUACAGCUCGUGGGGCUACCCCCAUGAAGCCCCGCCAUCCUACGAACAGAGCUGCAGCGACGCCGACCUUGGCCAGAGCCCCGGGAGCUGACCACUCUCUCGCUGCCUUCCCAGGCCGCAGGCAGGCCCAAAUCCUCGUGCCUUCUCCCUGGCUCCGCCAGCCCACUCAGGACCCUCGGCUACGCCUCCCGGUCCCUCUCCCCCGGCCGGCGCGCGCUGGGGCGCAAGGAGCGUGACCUGGACCCUCUGGUGUAAAUA